AUGAGAUAUUGUGUAAAGUACUUGACAGAAAUAUUCUUGUUAGAUCAAAAGUCAUCCGGGAAGGCGCUGUUUAACCUAAGUUGCAGCCAUCUGAAUCUCGCUGAAAAGGAAUAUUUUGGGUUAGAAUUCUGCAGCCAUUCUGGAAAUAAUGUAUGGUUGGAACUUCUGAAGCCCAUUACAAAACAAGUAAAAAUGGACCCUGGACAUCUGAGAGAAGAACUUACAAGGUAUCUUUUUGCCCUUCAAAUAAAGAAGGAUUUGGCUCUAGAAAGGCUUCCAUGCAGUGACAACUGUACAGCACUGAUGGUAUCCCACAUCUUACAAUCAGAACUGGGAGACUUUCAUGAAGAAACAGAUAAGAAACAUUUGGCACAAACCCGGUACUUAGCAAACCAAGACUGUUUAGAGAGCAAGAUCAUACACUUUCACCAGAAGCACAUUGGCAGGAGCCCAGCUGAAUCUGACAUUAUGCUACUGGACAUAGCAAGGAAGCUGGAUAUGUAUGGCAUCAGGCCUCACCCUGCCAGUGAUGGUGAAGGGAUGCAAAUCCACCUGGCUGUUACUCACAUGGGAGUACUGGUGUUACGGGGAAAUACAAAAAUUAAUACUUUCAACUGGGCUAAAAUCCGCAAGUUGAGUUUUAAGAGGAAGCAUUUUCUCAUCAAACUGCAUGCCAAUAUUUUGGUAUUGUGCAAGGACACCUUGGAGUUCACCAUGGCCAGCCGAGAUGCCUGCAAGGCUUUCUGGAAGACUUGUGUGGAAUACCAUGCUUUCUUCAGGCUCUCUGAAGAGCCCAAAUCAAAGCCCAAAACCCUACUCUGCAGCAAGGGUUCCAGUUUUCGCUAUAGUGGAAGAACCCAAAGACAACUUUUGGAAUAUGGAAAAAAAGGGAGAUUGAAGAGCUUGCCAUUUGAAAGGAAACAUUAUCCAUCUCAGUACCAUGAACGACAGUGCAGGUCCUCACCAGACCUCCUCUCUGAUGUCUCAAAACAAGUGGAAGAUUUGAGACUAGCAUAUGGCAAUGGGUACUACCGGAAUGUGAAUGGAGUGCAUGCAUCUGAGCCUGUGCUAGACAGUAGAAGGAGAAACUCUUCAGUAGAGGUGACAUUUGCAGCCGAGCUGGAGCUUUCCAAACCAGAGGCAGAUCCCACGUCAUUACAUCAGUCGCAUAGCAGUUCUUCUUUCCCUUUUAGUUAUACUGAUUGUGUCUUUAACACUGACCCUGAUCCUGACAAUGAUCCCAGAGACUAUUUUGAGGAAAGAAGUCCUCUAAGCUCCUUCCAAACAAGUUACAGUUUUGCUGACAAUCACAUGAACACAUCUUCUGGCCUUGUAAGAGUGAAUCCAGCAAAGAGGCUAACUUACACAGAUGUGCCCUAUAUUCCUUGUGUUGGUCAGCAGGUUGAUAUUACGCCUCCCCAAGUCUUUUUUUAUGUGGACAAAUCACCCCAGGUUCCCAGAUGGUCUCCAAACAUGGCAGAAGAAAGGGAAAGGCCAGACAGCUGUCUAGAUCCCACUGCAAUGAGGCCAGCCAAAAAAAGCCCGAGGAAUAUCAGAAUGAGGAGCUUUCAGCAAGACUUUCAAGAACUCCAAGAAGCUAUACCCCGGACUAGUGAUAGCAGCAACAUCAAUGCAGAUCUAGAAGAUACAAACUUAGAAGAUGCAUUUGCAUGUAAUAUCCAACAGCAAACCCCUAAACGGUCCCAGAGCCAAACAGACAUGAAAACUAUCCGUUUUCCUUUUGGGUCAGAAUUUAGACCUUUAGGACCUUGUCCUGCUCUGAGUCGCAAAGCUGACCUAUUUACUCAUAUGCUUCCAGAGCAGAAGUUUCCAACAGUUCUAAUGGAUCAGAGAACAGCAGAAAGGUAUAUAGCUAGUGAAUCCAGUGAUUCUGAAUCAGAGAUUCUUAAACCAGACUAUUACUCAUUGUAUGGUAAAGGAAUGAAAUCGCCCAUGGCCAGAAUCCGCUUGUCUUCUGGUAGUCUACAGCUAGAAGAAGAUGAAAAUGUUUCUUUUAAUACACCAACUGCUGAAGACAGGACAUUGUUAAAACCAUGUAAUUAUUUUUUAGCUUAA
Messenger RNA from Artibeus jamaicensis (Jamaican fruit-eating bat), 2076 nucleotides. RefSeq names its product FERM domain containing 7 (gene FRMD7). The transcript has 13 exons. Gene Ontology annotation, cellular component: cytoskeleton. The coding region runs from base 1 to 2076 and encodes 691 amino acids. Gene Ontology annotation, molecular function: guanyl-nucleotide exchange factor activity. The record is from RefSeq and is a predicted model, not a curated record. Lineage: Eukaryota; Metazoa; Chordata; Mammalia; Chiroptera; Phyllostomidae.